Molecule: messenger RNA, 672 nt
Organism: Ipomoea triloba (trilobed morning glory)
Lineage: Eukaryota; Viridiplantae; Streptophyta; Magnoliopsida; Solanales; Convolvulaceae
Product: auxin-responsive protein SAUR68-like
Exons: 1
Coding region: 56-490 (144 amino acids)
Biological process (GO): response to auxin
Source: RefSeq, a predicted model, not a curated record
UCUGCAGAUCUUGUUCUCAUCCCUUCAAUUUCUCUCUAUUUCCUAAGUUAGCACCAUGAUCAGUUCCAAGAAACUCAUCAAGUUGGCAAAAAAAUGGCAGAAAUUUGCUGCCAUUCGAAGAAAGAGGAUUUCCUUUUCAAGACAAAGUGAUGAUACAGAUAGCUGCAGUACAUCCAGUCCAGCUAACAAGGGUCAUUUUGCUAUCUACACAGCCGAUCAGAAGCAAUUUGUUGUCCCUCUAUCUUAUCUUGAGAAUGAGAUUAUUAGGCAACUCUUAAACAUGUCAGAAGAAGAAUUUGGACUUCCAAGCGAUGGGCCUAUUACACUGCCAUGUGAUGCAGUCUUUAUGGACUACAUCAUUUCACUUCUUAGCCGAGGCUUAUCUAGAGAACUCGAGAAUGCAUUGCUGGUCUCGAUUACUUCACAUUGGUGUUCAUCAGCUCCACUACACCAGGAAGGGUGGAGAAAUCAGGAAUUGCUAGUUUGCUGAUAUUAAUCUCAAUAAAUUUUGUAAAUGAGGAUAUUAGAUGUAGCUCAAUACAUCAUGUUAAAUGUACAAAAAAAUCCAAUACAGCAAUAUUUAAUUGAUAUCCAAUAUGUUCAGUAUUCUUAUUAGAAAAUUCAAAUAUAUUCACUGCUAUAAUAUUCUUCUUAAUCUUCAGUUUGCUGCUA